AUGCAAGCCGUCCGAGUAGCAGAAUACAACAAACCCUACAUCCUAACCACCAUCCCCGUCCCAUCCGACCUCGGCCCCCACGACCUCCUCGUCAAGGUCGCCACCGCCUCCUACUGCCACACCGACAGCAUGGUCUCCUCGGGCGUCUUCUCCACCGCCCUCCCCUGCACCGCCUCGCACGAAGGGGCCGGCACCGUCGUCUCCGUCGGCGCCUCGGCGACCUCGCUCUUCCGGCCCGGCGACCGCGUCGUGUGCGGCCUGCCCCUGCACGCCUGCGGCUCGUGCGCCGACUGCCUCGGCCCGGAGCAGCGGCGCCACUACUGCCGGCGCACCGCGGGCCACGUCGGCGUCCUCGUCGACGGGUGUCUGGCCGAGUACGUGCGCGUCGACGCGAGGUGGACGACGCCGCUGCCGGGGGGGGUGUCCAUGGUCGCCGGGGCGCCGCUGGCGUGUGCGGGUAGGACGGUGUGGAGGGCUGUCGUGGCGACGGGGCUGGGGGAGGGGGAGUGGCUUGCUAUUGUGGGGUCUGGGGGCGGGCUGGGACAUCUGGGGGUACGGUUUGCGAAGGCGAGGGGGCUGAGGGUUGUGGGAAUUGAUGCGCGGGAUGAGGCGCUGGCACUGUCGAGGGAGUGUGGUGCUGACGGGGUGGUGGAUGCGCGAAUGGGGGCUGAGGCGGUGGCCGAGAGGGUGCGGGAGCUGGUUGGGGAGGGGGAGGAUGGCGGUGCUCAUGCGGCGAUCGUGUUGGCGGAUACGGAUGAUGCGGCGGCGCUGGCGUGUGCUGUUACGAGGAUGCAUGGGACGGUCAUACAGGUCGCGCAACCGGAUGUCGUCAAGAUCCCGUUCCGAGAGCUCAUUUUCCGUGACAUCAGGGUCCACGGAAGUGUGCUCUGCUCGGCGCAGGAUAGCAGGGAUAUGGUUGAGUUUGUUGCCGAGCAUGGCAUUGAGCCCAAGACGGUGGUGUUUCAUGGUCUGGAGAGCAUUUUUGACCUGCUUAAGGUGGUCCACGGAGGGAAAAUUCAGGGGAAGGCGGUCAUUAUUGUGGAUCAAGACCAGAUCGACCAGGAGAGGAAGCUCGGAGAGAAGCAUUGA
Messenger RNA from Phialemonium atrogriseum, 1089 nucleotides. Its product is annotated as chaperonin 10-like protein. The record is from RefSeq and is a predicted model, not a curated record. The transcript has a single exon. Gene Ontology annotation, molecular function: alcohol dehydrogenase (NAD+) activity. Bases 1 to 1089 code for a protein of 362 amino acids. Gene Ontology annotation, cellular component: cytoplasm. Lineage: Eukaryota; Fungi; Ascomycota; Sordariomycetes; Cephalothecales; Cephalothecaceae.